Molecule: messenger RNA, 3954 nt
Organism: Osmia bicornis bicornis
Lineage: Eukaryota; Metazoa; Arthropoda; Insecta; Hymenoptera; Megachilidae
Exons: 1
Coding region: 1-3954 (1317 amino acids)
Biological process (GO): DNA integration
Molecular function (GO): nucleic acid binding
Source: RefSeq, a predicted model, not a curated record
AUGGCGUCUCAUGGAAACAAUGAGUUGGAACCAUUUCGCUUGGAAGGAAAUGCGGCGGCAAAUUGGAAAAGGUUUAAGAGGCAAUUUGACAAUUAUAUUACAGCAUUUUAUGAUUCAGUAGCGGAAAAGCGAAAGAUAGCGAUUUUACUCCAUGCGGGUGGUGAGGAAAUUAAUGAAAUAUAUGCAUCAUUUGCAUUGGAAUCGCCAGAGUUGCAAGUUGUAAUUAGACAUUUUGACGAGUAUUUUCUGCCACAGACAAAUGUCACAUAUGAGAGGUUUGUGUUUCUCAAUAGAAAACAACAGCAGGAAGAGUCACAUGAACAGUUUAUGGUGGCAUUAAAGAAUUUAAGCAAAACGUGUCAGUUUGGUGCGUUAAAGGAGGAACUAAUUAAAGACAUAUUUGUUAGCGGCAUUUCAGAUAAGGGUCUACAGGAAAAACUACUCCGAACAGAAAUGUUGGACAUCAAAAAAGUUAUGGAAAUUUGUCGUACCCGUGCGGUGGUAGCGGAACAUGUGAAAACAAUGCAUAUUAAAGAAGAGGCAAUGGAAAUGACAGUUGAUACUGUUAAAAAGAGGGCACCGGGCAAGAAAAUUACUUGCAGAUACUGUGGAUAUACUCAUGAAUGGGGACGAUGCCCAGCUUAUGGUAAAGUUUGUAGUCAUUGUCAAAAAAGGAAUCAUUUUGCGAAAGUGUGCAGCAAAAAUAAAAAAGAGGUUAACUGUAUGGAAACAGCAGAAGGUGAGGAUGAGAUAGAAAUCUUAGAAGUUAAAAUAGGGUCGAUUAAUGAUAAAGAGACAACAGACUGGUAUAAAGUGAUAUUACAUAUUAAUGGAAGGCCCAUAGCACACAAAGUAGACUCGGGGGCAGCCUGCAAUAUCAUGAGUCUUCAGCAAUAUUUGAGCUUGGGAUUCACCAAAGAACAAUUAGAACAGACGAAGGUGGUAGUUAAAUCCUUUACCAAGGAUAUCGUUGAAAUUAUGGGCAAAUGUUCGUUAAGAUGUCAAUUCAAAGACGUUAAGAGCAACUUCAAUUUCUUUAUAACGAAAGAACACUAUGAGAAUAUCCUAGGGUUAGAGGCAUCGGAGCGGUUAGGACUAAUUAAAAGAGUGGAUAUCUUAGAAAAAAAUAACUUUGUACCAAAGAAGUAUAAUGACCUGUUUGAUGGAUCAGUGGGCCUGGUACAACAGUGUUGCAAGAUAAGAUUGGAUAAGAGCAUUAAGCCGGUGGUUGCUCCGGCUCGUAGGAUACCGUAUACCCUGUUAUCGUCGGUAAAAGAGGAACUAGAUCGAAUGGAAGCGAAGGGUAUAAUUAAAAAGAUAACAGAGCCUACGGAAUGGGUCAGUCAGAUGGUUGUGGUAAUGAAAAAAGACAAAACACUUAGAAUAUGCUUAGAUUCGAGGCCAUUGAAUAGGGCUAUUAAGCGGGAACACUAUAUGUUUCCAAAGUUUGAGGAAAUUGUAGCAAGGCUAAAAAAUGCAAAAGUUUUUUGUAAAUUGGAUGCGCAGUCGGGAUUUUGGAUGGUUCCAUUAGACGAAGAAAGCUCGAAAUUGUGUACAUUUCAGACUCACUGGGGCAGAUACUCGUUUAACAGACUUCCGUUUGGGUUGAAGAGCGCACCUGAAAUCUGUCACAGAAUUAUUGCGCAAACAGUGGAAGGUAUUCGAAACGUAGCAUCCUAUCAGGAUGAUUUGCUAAUAUGGGCUGAAUCAGAGGAAGAGCUAAAAGAAAUCUUGAUGGAAGUAUUGGAAACUGCUAGACGGAAAGGAAUUAAAUUUAAUCCAGGAAAAUGUAUAUUUAAUGCUAGUAAGGUGGAGUUUUUGGGUCACAAUAUCAGUCCAACGGGAAUAUCAGUAGCGAAUGAAGAAAUAAAAGCGGUGGAAGGGCUGAAGAAACCUACUGAUAAGAAAUCGCUCCAGCGAAUACUGGGUUUGUUUAAUUACAUGGCGAAAUUUAUUCCAAACUACAGUGAGCUCACAGCAUCACUGAGGGAGCUCCUAAAGGAUGAUGUUAUAUUUAUAUGGCUCCCAAUUCAUGAUGAGGUAUUCAAUAAACUUAAAAAAAUAAUAACCAGUGAACCGGUACUGGGACUCUAUGAUGAGGAAAAAGAAAUUAAAAUAAGUGUGGAUGCGAGCUCUACGGCGGUGGAGGCUGUAUUAUUACAAGAAAGAAAACCGGUAGCCUAUGCAUCUAGGGCUUUAACGGAAGUACAGACAAGAUAUUCACAAAUUGAGAAAGAAUUAUUAGCGGUCUGUUUUGGUAUGGAAAAAUUUAAACUAUAUAUCUUUGGAAAGAAGCAGGUGCAAGUUGAAACGGAUCAUAAACCGUUACUAGGCCUGAUAAAAAAGCCCCUUCACGUUGUACCGACAAGACUACAAAGAAUGCUGUUGAGAUUGCAACCAUAUUGUUUUAAUUUAAGCUAUACACCGGGAAAACAGAUGCACAUAGCUGAUACCCUCUCUAGGGAUGUUAUACAUGAGGAGCAUAAUAAUGAGAUGAAUGACUUAGAAGAGGAAAUAGAAUUACAGAUUGCUUUAUUGAUCAAUGAGUUACCAAUGAAUAAGGAAGACUGGAAGUUAUUUUAUGAGGAGUCGAGAAAGGAUAGGACGAUACAAUACUUAAAGACUUAUAUAAAAGAGGGAUGGCCAAAAUAUUACAAGGAUAUAGUGGAGGAAUGUAAACCCUUUGCGGAAUUUAAAGAUGAAAUGAAUGAAAGCAGAGAGGUGGUUUUUCGAGGAAACAGGGUGUUGGUACCGCGAAGUUUAAAAGGAAGAAUGUUGAAGAUAUUACAUACGGGGCACCCAGGUAUAAGCAGAAUGAUUAGCAAGGCUGACUUGGGCAUGUUUUGGAUUGGCAUCAAUCAGGAUAUAAGAAGGUUUGUACAAUCCUGUGAAACCUGUCUGAAGUACAGGCCCAGCAAUGUCAGGUCAGAAUUGAAGAGUAAGGAGAUUCCGUUACUACCGUGGAUGGAGGUGGCGUGUGAUGUUUUUGAACUCAGAAGCAAGAAUUAUUUGGUACUGGUUGAUGCACUGAGCAAUUUUAUUGAGGUGAUUACAUUAUCAAGUUUAACCAGUGAAGCGGUUAUAGCUGCUAUUAAGUCAGUUUUUGCAAGGUAUGGAAUUCCACAGAUUCUCUACACUGAUGGAGCAUUAUAUUUUGACUCCGAAAAGUUUAAGAAAUUUACUAGAGAAUGGACCUUCAAACAUGUUAAGUCGAGUCCGCAUUAUCCACGAUCAAAUGGUCUAGCGGAGAGCGCAGUCAAGUCAACAAAGAUGCUGUUUAAGAAGGCAUUGGAUGCAGGAGAAGAUAUCUUUCUGGCAUUGCUAAAUUUUAGGAAUACACCAAGAGGUAAGGUGCACUCACCAGCGUCUAAUCUGAUGUCACGAAAUCUCAGAACAAAUAUCCCGUGCACAUUUGAGUACCUGAAACCAAGGAUAACAUGUGUCCAAGACAGACAGAUCCUCAUUCAGUUGAGAGAGCAAUCAAAGGUGUACUAUGAUCGACAGGCAAGAAAAAGGCAUGAGCUAACAGCAGGGAGAGAAGUGAUGUUCAAGAAGCUACCGCAGGCAGAAUGGAUCCCAGGGACGAUUGUUGAGAAAGCGGGUACACCGCGCUCAUAUAUAGUCAAGGAAGAGAAUGGAAAGAAAUUUGUCAGAAAUGAGUUUCAUUUGAUGCCGAGAGGAGUAAGAGAAGAAGGACAACAGGAUAAAAUGGAAGAAAUAAAGGAGGAGGCCAGUCAAAUAGAAAUGUCGGGACAAAAAGAAAUAGUACAAAGGCCAAAGAGGGAGAUACGCUUGUGUUCGCGUUUUACGGGUUUUGUAUGUUUAGCUCGAGCAGUUAGAUUUAAAUUUGGCGCUGCGCGAGGGUCUGCGGUUGGACGAUGUCACGCAACCCUGCGCAGGCGCGGGCGGCGGGUCGGUGGUGGCGGUAUGGCCCGGGGUUGGGCCAGUCAUUGA